This is a messenger RNA of Malurus melanocephalus (red-backed fairy wren), 364 nucleotides long. RefSeq names its product bromodomain-containing protein 2-like. The annotation marks the transcript as partial. The record is from RefSeq and is a predicted model, not a curated record. Gene Ontology annotation, cellular component: nucleus; chromatin. Lineage: Eukaryota; Metazoa; Chordata; Aves; Passeriformes; Maluridae. The transcript has a single exon. Gene Ontology annotation, biological process: regulation of DNA-templated transcription; chromatin remodeling.
UUCGGCAGAAACUCCAAAAAAUCCUCCAAACCCCCUUUGCCCGCCCCUCCCUCGUCGCUUUUGGAUUCAGAGGAAGAAGAAGAAUCCAAACCCAUGAGUUACGAUGAAAAAAGACAACUGAGUUUGGAUAUCAAUAAAUUACCCGGAGAAAAAUUGGGAAGAGUCGUUCACAUCAUCCAAUCCCGGGAGCCUUCGCUGAGAGAUUCCAACCCCGAGGAAAUCGAAAUCGAUUUCGAGACGCUGAAACCGUCGACGUUGAGAGAGCUGGAGCGCUACGUGCUGUCGUGUCUGAGGAAAAAACCGCGGAAACCCUAUAGUGAAAGUGAGGAAAUUUGGGAAAAAAUAUUGGGAAUUGUAGGAGAAA